Messenger RNA from Heterostelium album PN500, 615 nucleotides. It is a transcript of the gene arrF, whose product is annotated as ADP-ribosylation factor-related protein. Gene Ontology annotation, biological process: intracellular protein transport; vesicle-mediated transport. Bases 1 to 615 code for a protein of 204 amino acids. Gene Ontology annotation, molecular function: GTP binding; GTPase activity. The transcript has a single exon. The record is from RefSeq and is a predicted model, not a curated record. NCBI's taxonomy places the organism in Eukaryota, Evosea, Eumycetozoa, Acytosteliales, Acytosteliaceae. Gene Ontology annotation, cellular component: cytoplasm.
AUGAAUAUAAUAAAAGAUUAUUUUUCGAAUUGGUCUAUCUUCAAUCAAAAACAAACUAGAAAUUAUAAUGUUGUAUUUACAGGAAUGACUGGUGUCGGCAAGACAUCAUUGUUGUACAAGAUGAAACUGGGUGAAUUCAUUGGUGAUAGUGAUAUUGGUCGUGGCACAAUGUAUAAUGUAGAGUAUUAUAGCUUUAGAGACAGACAAUUCACACUCUGGGAGUUGAAAACGAUCUCACCACAUGCAACACAUGUCAACUUGAAAAUCGAUGUUCUAAUAUUGGUUGUCGAUAGUUCAAACGAUAGGCUUCACACUCUACAAGAAACAAAACAAUACUUUUACGACGCAUUGAAGGAUGCAUUGCAAUACAGCGGUGAACAAACAUCUAUUUUAAUAUUAGCAAACAAAUGUGAUCAACCAAAUACAUCUAUUCUCAAAGAGAUUGAAGAUCAACUAGAACUUCCACUUCUAAACAACUACAUCGAUAACAACAGUAGUACCAAAAGCAAUCAUCUGUGGCAUAUUCAAGCUGUAUCUGCAAAGUCAGGUUAUGGAAUAGAUGAAUCAUUAGAUUGGAUAUCAAAUAUAUUAGAACUUCAACAACAAAAUUAUUAA